Molecule: messenger RNA, 921 nt
Organism: Cryptococcus deneoformans JEC21
Lineage: Eukaryota; Fungi; Basidiomycota; Tremellomycetes; Tremellales; Cryptococcaceae
Exons: 3
Coding region: 104-766 (220 amino acids)
Source: RefSeq, a predicted model, not a curated record
CUGUAGCAUACUGAAUGACCAGGCAGCCGCCUCGUCCAUGUCUUCAUUACGACCCUCUUCCUUUCCACUUAGGCAAUAGAAUCAAACACGACAUCAACUGAUCAUGGUGGCGGCGCACAUUUUAGUUAUCGGAGCUACUGGCCAGUCAGGCUUGGAAUUCUGUUCUGCCGCCCUUAAUGAGGGACACCAACUGACUCUUUACGUACGGAACCCUGGCAAGGUACCCGCUGCCAUCAGCGGCAAUGAAAAAGUCACUGUUAUACAUGGUACUCUCGAAAAUGAAUCCAGCUUGCGAAAGGCUAUCGAGUCUGGCGCCACAAUUUUUGUUUCGUUCGCUGGACCUGUUGGGCCCUCGAAAGGUACACCCAUCACCGAUGCGAUGAAGUCGAUAUUCCCCCUUCUGAUAGCGAACAAGUUCGAGAGGGCCAUGGUACUCGGCACGUGUUCUUUCACUGCGCCAGAGGAUAAAGGUUCUCUUAAAUGGAAAGCAUUGAUUGUUCUUAUCAAACUCAUCGGUGGAUCCGCCUUUGAAGAGUUCCAAGGACUGGGCGGUUUUGUCACAUCUCAAGACAUCACACAGCUGAAAUGGACCCUCUUCCGGGUCCCUUUUCUCUGGAAUGGUCCCGAGGCGCCAGUGAAUGCCACUUUCACAGGAUCCGGUACCGAUGGGAUGUUUUUAUCUAGAAAAAGCUUGGUGAUAUGGGUUUUGAAGGAGAUGAAUGGAGAGUCCGAUUGGAUCGGCAAGGCGCCCGUGCUAUCGAAUUAAAGAUUAAAGACGAAUGGGAAAUGUCCCUCAGAUAUAAGUCCAAAGCAGCUUUAGACGGGAUCAAAGAAGGAGAAGGGAAGAAGAAUGGUCGGGAGACAUGCUCGCCAGCUGGAUGCUUCGUCAAGCAGAAAUGUAACAGAAGUUGCCUCGCUUAA